GAGGAUACAGCCACGAAUAUAAAAGAGGCUGGUGUAUUCUCCUUUCCUUAUAAUUCAGACCUUUUCCACUCAUCAAGACAUGUCUUUCUUCAAGAAGCUUACUAAAGAGUUUGAGGAGCUGAAGGCGUCGUUUGCCGACAAAGAUGAGGAUAAGGAGGAAAAGAAAGAAGGAAAGAAAAAGGACGACCGCCCUGAGCCACAUCAGGAACAGCGUGGCGAACAGAGUCACGACCCUUACGGCCAACAGCAGCACGGCGCCUACGGCCAACAACAGCCGGGAUCUUACAGCCAGCCGGGCGCAUACUCUGCUCCUCACCCUGUCCAGACAUCAAAUACGCCUCCCCUUUCUCCCGGAUGGACUGCGCAGUUCGACCAAAGCAGCCAGCGUUGGUUUUACGUCGAGGUAGCUACUGGUCGCACGCAAUGGGAUCCUCCGGUGUUUGCCCCCCCUCCGCCGGCAUCGACGCACAGCGCAUAUCCACCCCCUCCUGGAGUUACACCAGGCUACGAAGGCCAGAAAGGUUUCGUUGAUCAGGGGGCACCGACGUAUAGUGGUGGCUAUGAUGCUCAUGGUGCGCCUACCGCUGCGUAUGGUGCACCUGCUGCAUAUGGCGCGCCCGCGGGGGCAUAUGGAGUGUAUGGGGCAGGCGAUAAGGAAGGCAAAGAACAAAACAAGAGCAAAAAUAAGGGCAAGAAGGAGAAGAAAAAAGACAGCAACGGUAAAUAUAUCGCUGCUGGCGCCGGUGGUCUCCUCGUUGGCGGUCUCGCCGUCGCUACUCUCCACGACUCCGAUUCCUCCGAUGACGAACACGGACAUGCCGCUGCUCCAUAUGCGGCGGCACCAUACGGUGCCCCUGCUGCGGCUCCAGCGUAUGUUCCGGCUCCCUAUGUUGCUCCUGUCGCCCCGGCAGGCUCGAUAUCGAGCAGUGACGCGGAAUCGCUCAAGGAAGCGAGGGAGGAAUUGCAGGAAGCGCAGGAGAAGGCCGCGGAAUCGGAUGCUAGUAGUAGUGAUCAGGAAGCACUAGAGGAGGCGCAAGAGGAGUAUCAAGAGGAACUUGAGGAUGCUUAUGAUUGAAUGGGGAUUGUGGCUGUCCCAGCUAAUACAAAGAUGUAGUCGUCAUGGCUAAUGAGUAUUGCGAAGUUUCUUGUCUGUCAGUGGCCUAAGAGAACAAUACAACUGCUCUUUACC
Molecule: messenger RNA, 1189 nt
Organism: Mytilinidion resinicola
Lineage: Eukaryota; Fungi; Ascomycota; Dothideomycetes; Mytilinidiales; Mytilinidiaceae
Exons: 3
Coding region: 80-1075 (331 amino acids)
Molecular function (GO): protein binding
Source: RefSeq, a predicted model, not a curated record